Molecule: messenger RNA, 3244 nt
Organism: Meleagris gallopavo (turkey)
Lineage: Eukaryota; Metazoa; Chordata; Aves; Galliformes; Phasianidae
Gene: RHBDD2
Product: rhomboid domain containing 2
Cellular component (GO): membrane
Molecular function (GO): serine-type endopeptidase activity
Source: RefSeq, a predicted model, not a curated record
GUAUAAAGGGUAUUUAAAAAAAAGACAGUCGCCAUGGUAACGGGGUCCUGCAGCACCUCGCGUCGCCAUGGCAACGGUGAAGGCCUUCCGGCGGCGGCCGGAAGUGAGGCGGCGCGCGACAGCAUGGCGGCGGGGUGCGGCCGUCCUGUGGCUGGCGGCACUCUCACGCUCCUGCUGUCGCUUGGCGCCUCCGGCCCCGGCCUGCUGCGGGGUUCCCUCGCCGCCCACCCCGGUGCCUUGCGGCCCGCCGCCCUGCGAGCCGGGGAAGUUCACAGGCUAGUUACCUACAUCUUUGUCUAUGAAGACCUGAUAUCCUUGACCUGUGGUGCCAUUGUCAUCUGGUAUUUUGCUGGCAGCUUUGAGAAGAAAGUUGGCACUGUGAAGCACUGCUUCUUCACCAUUGUGUUUGCCAUCCUGACCGGCCUCCUGUACCUCUUACUUGAAACUGUUGUCUCGAGGGUGUCAGAAGUGGAAGAUGCCAAAGGAUUCAUGCCUUUAGCUUUUGCUACACUGAGUGUCUCAACUACCCGCUCACGAAUGAAGCGGGCUCUCUUCUUUGGAUUUAGAGUUCCAGUGAUGCUGGUGCCAUGGUUUCUGCUCUUUGUGGUGUGGUUUAUUCCCCACUCUUCUCUCCUGAGCAACCUGUGUGGGCUCCUAGUAGGGAAAGCCUAUGGUCUUGGCUACUGUUUCUGCUUGGAUCUUCCAGAGUCGGUGGCCUCUAAGCUGGAUCAGAGGUUCCCUUUCAGUGUGCUAAAGAAAAUACCAGGGCUAAAAUACAUCCCGGGGUCCUCAGCUGAGAGAAGAGCCACUGAGAGCAGCAAGAUUACCCCGCUGCCUGGCACAUACCCCACUCAAAGCUACUACUGCUCUUCACCUUCGGCUCUUCCAGCCUCCCAGAUGCAGCACCCUGGUGUUCAGAGCCAGGGGUUUCAGGACAGCUGCACGCCAGGAUUUGGCCAUGCUUUGGGACACGUGGGACCUCAGCACAGCUAUGCAAGAUACAGCCUUGUUUCUUCCCCCUACCAGGCCAGAGGUGCCUCUGCAGAGUGCUACAUUCAGUCCCACACUGGAUCCUUGCCUGGACAGUGCUCCCAGACAAGCAAGUUCUCUGUGCCACAGCGUGUGUGCCUGACUGGUCCACAGGCACCUGUCGGCCUGGACCUCCUGGCUGGGGUUCGGCAAGCAUCAGGGGAUCCAGCAGGCUCAGCAGCUCCUGUUCCAGCUGAAUUUUCAAAAGUUCAGGUGUACUGAUCCCCCAGAAAGCAGCAGGAAUUGCAGCAGCAGGGAAGAUGGUGUGAUGCUCACAGAGCAGCAAUUGCUGGCACUGUUGCUGUCUCUGAGGUGACUACCUAAAUGGAUUACUUUAAUUCUAUUUCCUUUUAAUUUUGAUACUUCUUUUAGCAUUGUGGAGGGAAGGAGACUGGACUGCCUCUCCACAUUACUAAUUCUAUUGAAUACUUUUCUUAUAGUAGUGUUUAGCACUACUUCUUUCUCCACACGAUAACUACAGAUACAGAACCUCUGUCCUCCAAUUCAAGGUAAGAUGGAAGCUAAUAGUCAAAACACUGGACUAAUCUGAGAUUGAGCCAAGCUGCAGAGAUAAGGAUACAACCCAUCUAUGUCAAGGCUCUUAGCUUCCUAUCUUGUUUACAUGUAUGAUGUAGUUAGGACACAAAAGAAGGUGGAAGCAUUUGAGCCUUAGUUUAUAAGUUAGCAUUUGAGUGAAGAAGUCUGUUUCAGUAGUGUUAAGAGUUAAGAGUUAACAUCUCUUAAAUAUUGAAGUGCAGUCUGUGCACUCAACAACGCAUUGUUAUUUCUGAUAGCUCCACACUAGCUCAGCCUUCCUAGCACUAAUCAUCAUUUCAGUUGAAGGAAUCCCUAAUGGUCAUGCAGUCCAACUCCCCUGCAAUGAACAGGGACGUAUACAGCUGGGUCACCCCUGCACCUGUCAGCAAGGCAGCCUUGAAUGCAUAAGAAGUAGUGGAAGAGUCUUUAGUAAGGGAUUUUGGCCAUUUGUGCAGCAAAUAUGCGUAAAUCCAAGAAGCUGAGAGGGACUUUAAAAGUGGGUUAUAAGAAUUACCUGGAAUGUAGCUGUCCCAUUGGGGGUGUUCAUGUUUUUCAUCUUUUAGUGUGUCGCCCAGCAAUAUUAGCACAAUCACUCUGGGUUUUCUUUAGAGGUAGUGGAAAGGUAUUUGGAAAAGAGGAGUUUUCAGCAUAGGAUUCAGAGCAGAGUGCACUGUUUGGUGACUGUGGUAGUAGCAGAAGUGUUUAUUUUAGGUGGUAGCACUCGGAGAGCCAGAGCUUUAUUUCCCACUUUGUGGUGGCUUUACUGUGCCAUGCCUAGGAGGAAUCUUCUGUUUCUGUGAUUGUGAAUCAAGCAGGAUCUCAGCUAUUGCAGUUGACUCAUUACUUAAAGUUUUCUUCCCCCCUCCCCCAAAAAAAAGUUAUAUGAAACACAGACAUUUCUGCCCUUGGAAAUGUUUUGAACAUGCCUAGCCUGUCCCCUACAAUAGUAGGGGCUCUUCCUGUGUAUCAGGGAGCCAGGGUUGGAAACAGCAUUGCUGAUGCAUGUGCCAAAGCUUGUAUAUGCCUCUCUCUCACCUUUCCUCCUCUUCAGUGUCUGAAGAAGCCGCCUGUUGCUGUACAGCCACUUUUCCAGCAGCUCUUCUGAGAAAACUGCCACAGGCAUGCGUGGCUUCACAAGGACUUGCUUUGGGGGAAGGCUGAAGUGAAGAGAGAGGGCUUGAAGCUCAGAUUCAUGAUAGUAAGGAGCUGCUUGCAAAGACAGAGGUGGGACAGAGGCUUUCAGAAGGAAGAUAAAAUAAUUUGGGAACAGGCUUAUGGUAGGAUGCCUGGAGUUGGUAGCCAGCUCCAUCCCACUCCUGAUUGUUUCACCCCUCCCUGAGUUGACGGAUGGACUUGGUUUCACAGUCCCAUUUUUCCUGAACUGCUAACAACAAUUUCAUUGUUAAGUGUUUUGUGUGCAGCACGAACAGGAUGAGGCUCUUGUUUAGAAGUUAAAAGGAUGUUUUCAAUACCAGGAAAGGACUGCUAGAGAUAAUCAUUGAAAUGUUGAUAUUCCACUCUAGUGCCUUGAUUUUCCUCCUCAUGAGAUCUACAUAAGAUGAGAUCUUGUGAAUUUUAGCAUUGUGCAGAAAAUACACUAGAGUGAUGGGGACUGUUUGCAAUGGUAAACGUUGUGUAUAAUCAAACUGAAAGCUUGAAAUGCAAUCUGGAAGACAAA